Messenger RNA from Babesia sp. Xinjiang, 399 nucleotides. RefSeq lists its product as uncharacterized. Gene Ontology annotation, biological process: protein folding. NCBI's taxonomy places the organism in Eukaryota, Apicomplexa, Aconoidasida, Piroplasmida, Babesiidae. Gene Ontology annotation, cellular component: prefoldin complex. The record is from RefSeq and is a predicted model, not a curated record. The transcript is spliced from 4 exons. The coding region runs from base 1 to 399 and encodes 132 amino acids.
AUGGCACAGACUUCAGCUUCCGACGCAACGUUACAGCAAUUCCAGUUGCUCCAGGAGACGCAAACACAAAUUGAGAUUCUAAACACGCAGAUUGGUAAAAUCAAUCAGCGUAUCGCAAGUCUCCAGCUAAUUCAAAAACGCUCCGAAGCGGCACUGGAAGCGCUCGACAACACCCGAUCGGGCCAGAGGGUUUAUAAGCAAGUCUCACGCGUGCUAAUAUUGCGGGAUCAAUCUGACCUGCGAACCGAAAUCGAGAAGGAACGGGACGUGGCUGCAGAGAACCUGCCCAAGUUAAUCACGGUGAGAGCCCAGCUAGUGGCAAAAUUAGGAGGGUUAAACGCACAAUUUGUGGAUAUUAACGCACAACUGCGACGGAACUUGUUCCAGCAGAGCUCCUAA